AUGUAUAUUGCUUGCAUAGUUCCUAUCAAGACUACCGCGACGAAUCUUGGCCUCAAGAUCCACGAGCUAGAUACCUUCAAGGGCUGGACUCCUCCCGAUGGUCCCUUUGACCUGAUUAUCGCCGUGUCAUUUGGCUUGUUCAUUCCUUCCAGACUACUCAGCGCUGCAAAAUAUGGAGGACUUAAUGUGCACCCCUCAUUACUCCCAGAUCUUCGGGGGCCGGCGCCCUUACAUCACACCCUAAUCUCUGGACGAAAGACAACCGGAAUAACUCUACAGACACUACACCACAAACAUUUUGACCACGGCAUUAUCCUCGAUCAAACACCCGCCCCAGUUCCGAAUCCAGAUUCAUGUACGGUAUCUGAACUCCUUGACUUUCUUGCACCCAAGGGCGCAAAUAUGCUGGUCAAUGGGAUUCGCAACCGUUAUUUUGUGCCUCCAUUGAAAGAAGUCGGCUCCCGAGCUACCGUGUACAGUGAUGAUGGUAGUAAUAAAUUUGCACAUGCGGCAAAGAUAACACCGGAAGACCGCCAUAUAGACUGGCAAAACUGGACAUGGACUCAGAUCAGCCGCCGCCAACGAGUCUUGCAACCCUUAUGGAACAAGGCCCUGGUUCCUACCCGAAAGAAGACCGAUGGUGAUAUUACACAAAAUCUCAACGGGAGGAGAAUUAUAUUCGGUGACCUCCAGCCUGUUCCACAGGAAACUGUCCCGGAAAGUGAAGGGCUAAAACUGCUUCCAGGGGUACCAUUUAUCUCUACAGGGCAGAAAUCAUCGCUGUUUGUCUAUACUGUUGAUGGCCAGCUUCUACGUCUCAGCAGACUAAAGGUCGAAGGUGACAAGUUCAACGACGCCCUGAUUGCUGCUCAAAAGGCUCGCAUGUUUUCUCCCAACACUGUUCGCUUUUCAGACGUUGAAUUUAGCUUAUUCCUCAACCCUUUGCAUUGA
Talaromyces atroroseus is the source of this 951-nucleotide messenger RNA. RefSeq lists its product as hypothetical. The transcript has 3 exons. Gene Ontology annotation, molecular function: methionyl-tRNA formyltransferase activity. Gene Ontology annotation, biological process: conversion of methionyl-tRNA to N-formyl-methionyl-tRNA; biosynthetic process. NCBI's taxonomy places the organism in Eukaryota, Fungi, Ascomycota, Eurotiomycetes, Eurotiales, Trichocomaceae. The coding region runs from base 1 to 951 and encodes 316 amino acids. The record is from RefSeq and is a predicted model, not a curated record. Gene Ontology annotation, cellular component: mitochondrion.